This is a messenger RNA of Alnus glutinosa, 1856 nucleotides long. RefSeq names its product putative UDP-glucuronate:xylan alpha-glucuronosyltransferase 4. The coding region runs from base 40 to 1716 and encodes 558 amino acids. NCBI's taxonomy places the organism in Eukaryota, Viridiplantae, Streptophyta, Magnoliopsida, Fagales, Betulaceae. The record is from RefSeq and is a predicted model, not a curated record. Gene Ontology annotation, molecular function: glycosyltransferase activity. The transcript has 2 exons. Gene Ontology annotation, biological process: xylan biosynthetic process.
AAAGCUCUUACUAAUAGCAAAACAAACACAGGCCAAUCAAUGGCUUCCAAAGGCGCCUAUUCUUCUUCUUCUUCUUCUUCUUCCAAACCAAAACCCUUCCUUCUCGCCCUCUUCCUCCUCUCUCUCGCCCUCUUCAUCCUCUUACUAUCCUUCAAGCCCCAGCCAAACCUCACCGCCCGCGCCGCCAUUUGCCGGCUUCAAAACGGCUCAGAUUCUGCCGCCAGAAAAGUUAAGGUCGGUUUGGUUAAUGUAGAUGACAUGUCGACAGAGACAGCAUACGAAUUACUCGGAUUAGUGCAGUCACAGACAAGGACUGUUCACGUGGGUUUCGAUCGCGUGAGUGAGGAUUUGAAAUGGGACGAUUUCUUCCCCGAGUGGAUUGAUGAAGACGAGAAGUGGGGUCCGCUGAAGUGCCCGGAGAUACCGAUGCCGACGUCGGAGGACUACGCCGACCUGGACGUGAUUAUAGCUAGGGUUCCGUGUGGGAGGGUUGAUGAAGAGAAGGAAGGGAUAAGGGAUGUGUUUAGGUUACAAGUUAAUUUGGCGGUGGCUAAUCUGGUGGUGGGGAGUGGGUGGGUGACGCCGGAUGUUCAUCGGACGGUGUACGUUGUGUUUGUAGGGUCUUGUGGGCCAAUGGUGGAGAUUUUCAGAUGUGAUGAUCUUGUGAUGCGUCGUGGGGAUUAUUGGUUGUAUAAGCCUGAGUUGAGGAAGCUGAAGCAGAAGGUGGUCAUGCCUUUUGGGACAUGCCAGCUUGCUCCUAGUUAUGCAGAGACAGGUAAAGAGAUGUGGAGACAUUUUUCGCUUCAGCCAACACCACGGAAGCGUAAUCACACCACAUACCACCACCAAAGGGAGGCCUACGCAACAGUCCUCCACUCUUCAGAAGCCUACGUUUGCGGUGCAAUAGCCUUGGCCCAAAGCAUCAUUCAGACCAACUCCACCAGAGACUUACUCCUCCUCGCCGACGACUCCAUUACUUCCAAGUCUCUCCGAGGCCUGAGAGCCGCCGGAUGGAAGAUCAAGCGCAUCAAACGCAUCCUAAGCCCAUUCGCCGAAAAGGGUUCCUACAACGAGUGGAACUACAGCAAGCUUCGCGUGUGGCAGCUCACCGAGUACGACAAAGUCAUCUUCAUAGAUGCCGAUCUUUUAGUCCUAAAGAACAUAGACAAAUUUUUUGUCCACCCGCAAUUGUCGGCGGCGCCGAAUGAUAAGAUGAUAUUUAACUCCGGCGUCAUGGUGAUUGAACCGUCGAUGUGCAUGUUUAAGGAGUUAAUGGAGAAGAGUUUCAAGCUGGGAUCGUAUAAUGGCGGAGAUCAAGGCUUUCUUAAUGAAGUUUUCACGUGGUGGCACCGGUUGCCGACGAAGCUUAAUCAUCUGAAAAUUUACGGAGGGCCGAACAACGACGAAAAGCAUGAGGUGCCGGCAGAUGUUUAUGCAAUACAUUAUUUGGGGCUCAAGCCGUGGAUGUGUUAUAAGGAGUACGAUUGUAACUGGGACAUGUCGGACCAUCAUCCUUUUGCUAGUGACUCGGCUCACCGGCGGUGGUGGCAGGUGUACGAGGCGAUGCCGGAGAAGCUAAAACCUUUUUGUGGGCUCACUGAGAAAAUGGAUGCAAGGGUAAGGAAGUGGAGAGGGAGAGCUAGAACUGCGAAUUUGCCAGAUGGGCAUUGGAGAAUUAAGGUUAACGAUCCGAGACGACGACAUUUUGUGGAAUGAUUAAUAAAGGAUGUCAAUAAUUGAAUAGAAAAAUCAUACUUUUUUUUUUUUUUUUUUUUUUUUUUGUGAACAGAAAAUAAUAUUGUAGUGGCCGGCAUGAAAGCUGCCAUCGGGAGUCAAUUUUUGGAUUUUUCUUUUGG